ACCCGACUUGCCCUUCCCAUCCACUCCCGAGGACCCCCGCAUCCCGGUCCGCGCCCCGGUCCGCCGGUGCCGUUCACCGGGAUCGCGCCGCGGAGUUUAUUGCGAAGCCCAAGUGGGUGGGUCCACGCGCACCGCCCGACUCGGGCCAGGACGGCCAGCCCCGAGCUCCGCGCCGGGCGCCGGGAUCGCCGCCGCUCCCGUGGCCCGGCCUCGCCACGGCUCCUAUUUGGAAAGAAAACUUCACGCGGCCGAAAUGAGCCUCCCCUCUCCCCGGCGAUCCUUCCUUCCCGGCCGGCAGAAAACCACUGCACUUUGACUAUGGAAACAGAGGCUAUCGAUGGCUAUAUAACGUCAGGUGACAAUGAGCUUUCACCUGAAAGGGAGCACUCCGAUAUGGCAAUUGACCUCACCUCAAGCACACCCAAUGGACAGCAUGCCUCACCAAGUCACAUGACAAGCACAAAUUCAGUAAAGCUAGAAAUGCAGAGUGAUGAAGAAUGUGACAGGAAACCCCUGAGCCGCGAAGACGAGAUCAGGGGCCAUGAUGAGGGUAGCAGCCUAGAAGAGCCCCUAAUUGAGAGCAGCGAGGUGGCCGACAACAGGAAAGUCCAGGAGCUUCAAGGCGAGGGAGGAAUCCGGCUUCCGAAUGGUAAACUGAAAUGUGACGUCUGUGGCAUGGUUUGCAUUGGGCCCAAUGUGCUUAUGGUACAUAAAAGGAGUCACACUGGUGAACGGCCCUUCCACUGUAACCAGUGUGGAGCUUCUUUUACUCAGAAGGGCAAUCUUCUGAGACACAUAAAGCUACACUCUGGAGAGAAGCCCUUCAAAUGUCCUUUCUGUAGCUAUGCGUGUAGGAGAAGGGACGCCCUCACAGGACACCUCAGGACCCACUCUGUGGGUAAACCUCACAAGUGCAACUACUGUGGACGAAGCUACAAGCAGCGCAGUUCACUGGAGGAGCACAAGGAACGCUGCCACAACUAUCUCCAGAAUGUCAGCAUGGAGGCUGCGGGCCAGGUCAUGAGUCACCACGUACCUCCUAUAGAAGAUUGUAAGGAACAAGAGCCUAUUAUGGACAACAAUAUUUCUCUGGUGCCUUUUGAGAGACCUGCUGUCAUAGAGAAGCUCACGGGGAAUAUGGGAAAACGUAAAAGCUCCACUCCACAAAAGUUUGUGGGGGAAAAGCUCAUGCGAUUCAGCUACCCAGACAUUCACUUUGAUAUGAACUUAACGUACGAGAAGGAGGCUGAGCUGAUGCAGUCUCAUAUGAUGGACCAAGCCAUCAACAACGCAAUCACCUACCUUGGAGCCGAGGCCCUUCACCCGCUGAUGCAGCACCCGCCAAGCACAAUCGCUGAGGUGGCCCCAGUGAUGAGCUCAGCUUAUUCUCAGGUCUAUCAUCCAAACAGGAUAGAAAGACCCAUUAGCAGGGAAACCUCCGACAGUCACGAGAACAACAUGGAUGGCCCCAUCUCUCUCAUCAGACCAAAGAGUCGACCCCAGGAAAGAGAGGCCUCCCCCAGCAAUAGCUGCCUGGAUUCUACUGACUCAGAAAGCAGCCACGAUGACCACCAGUCCUGCCACGGAAACCCUGCCUUAAAUCCCAAGAGGAGACAAAGCCCGGCCUACAUGAAGGAGGAUGGCAAGGCUCUGGAGACCACCAAGGCCCCCAAGGGCUCUCUGAAGGACAUCUACAAAGUCUUCAAUGGAGAAGGAGAACAGAUGAGGGCCUUCAAGUGUGAGCACUGCCGCGUCCUUUUCCUGGACCAUGUCAUGUACACCAUUCACAUGGGUUGCCAUGGCUACCGGGACCCACUGGAAUGCAACAUCUGUGGCUACAGGAGCCAGGACCGUUACGAGUUCUCAUCACACAUUGUUCGAGGGGAGCACACAUUCCACUAGGCCUUUUCAUUCCAAAGGGGACCCCUAUGAAGUAACAAACUGCACAUGAAGAAAUACUGCACUUACAGUCCCACCUUCCCUAAGAUGUUGACAUACCUUUUUUUUUUUUAAUAUUAUUACUGUCAUUAAUUCUUAUUUUGUGGACGCAGUGUCUUUGCUCUGCCUAAUUACAAUUAGGAAGAAACAGAAGGGACAGGGACAGGGGAUCUUGAUUACUUGGCUUGUUUUGUGGGAUUUUAAGAGCAGUUCUUUUCUGCCAUGCAUAGAUAUAAGGCAUAUCGUGCUUUGAAAAAAAAAUCGAUUGAUUCCUAUAGAUUCACCUAAGAGAUUCUGAUUUGCCACUGACGUUCAGGAUUGUGAUUGAAGGCAGGAAAGUUUAGUUUUCGGGGUGGGACUUUCGCAGUUUAAAAUGGUAUAAGUAAUUUAAUGCUUCAAAGAAAAAAUUGUUUUAAAUUGUAAACUGUUUUGUUUUUCCUUUAGAGAUCAUGGAACAGAAACACAUUGUUACUUUCAGUGAUAACUCCUUGGGUGGGUUGUUGUCGUGGGUUCUAUGUUUACUUCCCCUAUGGAAUUUAUAACACAGUAUGUUACACUGUACCAUAUAGCAAAACUUUUAAACUACAGCUAGUUAAGGACACCUCCAAUACAUCCGAGGUCCUAGGAUCUUAUUUUUCUAAACUUAAGCACUGUUUUUCCAUAGUUUUGAUGACUGGCAUUUUAUAGACACCCUGGCAGCCUUACUUUUAACACCUUUAAUGAAUAGUAUUUUUAUCUAGUUUUCAGAAUAACAUAUGGUCUAAGAGUGGCUAAGAGGCAGUCUGUAGUUUCCAGAAGGGACCUCUACUUUCAUAAAUUUGUUUGGGGAGUUUUCUUUUAAUGUUGUAAUGUGAUGGCCGCAUAGUAUACAUAUUUGUUGCUAAAAGUGUGCUUACGAUUGUCACUUUAUCAGCAUUUAAUCAGUGUUAACCAGUCAGCAGAAAAAAAUAUAAUUAGGCUAACAGUAGGGGGAAAAAACCCACUCAGAAAUCCCUUUUCUGGUAUAUUUCUCUUUUCACUUGUGUUUUUCAAGCUGUGACCACCCAGUGUUCUAUCCAUAGUCCAUUCAUCUUUUACUCUUCCAGCAGCAAACCUUAUAUACCUUACUAUAGGCUGUGUCUUUCAAACUCUCCUUGGAGCAAUUCCCGAUUUGAUCUGAAUGUGUAACUUGAAACCCCAAAGGUUAUGGAACUAGGGCUAUUUAUUCUAGUAUUUCUUCAGUAAUAACAUCUACCACUUUUGAUGCAGGGAAAGGGAACUUCUGUGUCUCUUAUACAUUGGACUAUAGAUCAAACAAACAAACAAAAAGCUUAUUUUUACAAACUAAAAGCUUUAUUCUUAGAGUAUAGGAAGUGACAGCACCUCCAAGUGAAAGUGACUGUGUCCAGCACUUUUUCGGUCUCAAAAAUUUUCAACUCUGUAUAAGUCCUUGUCAGAAAUGCAUCUCAGCUCCUUAGUACAGAAUUUCUCUUCCUUUAAUCAAUACAGGUCACCAUAGUCCACGUGCAGACUUUAAUGUCAUGUGUGUGGGUGCUCUGUCUGUUCUUUGCAGUCCUACAUACAGCAUUCGAGGAAAGCAACCUGGUGAGGUUGCUUCAGGUCAUCUGGGGGGCACACUUGGAGGCAGAACUCGCUGCUCGUGUUCAGAGAGGGCAAGCCUGCAGGUGACUGGAUCCUCUGAGAACCGUGUAUGAAGACUGACAUUCAGUUAGCAGUCCCUGAUAGCUGCUUUAAAAAAAAAAAAAAAACCACCAUCAAAUAGGAUGCAGAAACGAUGUUUCUUAAUACAGAAUGAUGUGAGAAUUAGCAAGACUAGAGAGCGAUGGACAGAUAAGCACCUCUGGUCUCGAUGCAGCUCUUUGCUCAUUUGCUGGUUUACCAUCUGCUUAUUUAAGCAACUUCUGAGCACCGACAGCCACAGCCAAGCAAAAUGGUCCCCACUCGGCUCUCUUUUACUAGCCCCUGCUGUAAUUAUUCUUGGAGAAAUGUCCAAACUGUUUCCUUAAAUCUAAGAGAGGCACCAAAACAGAGAUGUGAAAUGUUUUAAAUAGGAUGUCAACUGUCAUUUUAUUUUCUCUUGCAUGCUUUGGUACAUUGGUGCAUUCAUAUACAGCUCAUUCAAAGCUAACGCAUGUCUUUGAGACCCUCCCCCCCCCACCCUAACCAAUCAUAAGUAAUUGAGAUUUUGUUUUUGCCUUUCGGUGGUAGGUAAAUCAUUUACAUUAGUGAUUUUGUGUUUCACCGCAAUUUAAAGAAACAUUUGGACGGCAGUCAGUAUGUUCAUAACUUUGGCUGUGUGUGAAUUUCUGCAGGCAUUGUCUCAAUAUUCUUCCUGCUUCCGAUUAAAAAAAAAAAAUAAAUGUGUGAACAAGGAUGUACCUGCCCUGGACUGGAACUGAAUUUAGGAGGAUCUAAAGAGUUGUGUAGUGCCCCAUGGAGACAGGACUCAUGCACUCUCCUUUUCUGAUUUUAUCUUUUUAGGGAUCUAUUUUAUCGAAGGGACUUGGUACUUAUGCAAGUGCAUUUGCUACAAGUGUGUGCUUGUACCUUCUUAGCCUCAUGAUCUGAGGAACAGAAAGAGGUAAAGAUGGCUCAGGGUGUGGCUGGGACAAAUGAGGACAAGGUCGAUUCCAGUGUGUAGGUUUAGGAAGAGUUUCUGUGGACACGGUACUUUCUGGGAAAUCUGGAUGCUAUAUUUGCAUGCCUCUUCUUCACUAAAGGAAAUAAGCAAGGUGGUAGCACCUAAAAAUAAGUAUGAGGGUCAGACACCAAAUAAGUCAAGUUUUAUAGAACAGUUUUAUGCCCAGUUUAUUCAGCUGAGAUGUUACAAUACAGAGUAUUUAAGGGGCACAAAAAUGGGUUAGUUUCUGUGUUUUCCAUGUUGGCAAAAAUUCAGAAAUUCAUCAUAUUGCAUUGCCCUAAUUUUGCCCAGAAUUUUCUCUCCAACUCUUGCUGGAGAAAUCUGCAGUCUCUCUCUAUUGGUGGUCAAUCACUUAAAAAGCUAUUCUACCCUGGCUUUUUACAACAGUGGAAGUGACCAAUCAGCAGAUCAGAAGCGAUUUCAAGUUGCUGAAACAUUCCGUUGAGAAUAUUCUAGAGGGACAAAAUGGGAGAAUAAGAGAGCAGGAUUUAGAUUUGGCUACAAAGUGAAGGGUAUCUCCUACAUACAUACAAACAAUUAUGUAUACACACAUACAGUCUUUUAAACAAAAUGCAUAAAAAGAAGCAAUUAGAGUGGUCAUCUGUGUUGCAAGAGCAUAUAGAGAGCUAACUACUGUUAAUGCCUUUCUUCUUACCAGAUUGUAUUAAGAAAUAUUAAAGAAGUAACUAGUGUGUGGCUAGGACAUUUGGCAACUAUUGAAAGUUGCAACUAUCUACUUCAGAAGAAAUCAAAACAGUCAAAAAAAGUAGAGAAUUUAAGCUGAUUUUAUAUCAUCUCCAAAGAGAAGGAAACAAAUUACUUUUGGAUAGGAAGAUACAAAAAACAAACAAACAAAAAAAAACCACCCCAACUGCUAUGUAAAUGACAGAUGGACAAAAACAAGAGAAUUUUAGUGAUUUUGGUAUUGUUUUGUGUGUGUUGUACACCUCACACAACCACCCUGAAGUCUUUAUGAUAUUUUAAUAUUUCACAAGUUUUAUACCAGAGAAGGCAUUUCAAUGAAAAUAGGUUUAUUUAUUUUCCACUGUUAACUCAUUUUAUCUCCAAAAUCAUUCAUUAAAGUAGAAAAAGAAAAGGCUGCAAAAAUACAAACAAAAAUCUGUAUGGCCUUAGUUUCAAGACAGAACUUAGAUUAUAAGGUACUGGCUGUGUUAUUUUUCAACUUUAAAUUGUUCAUUUUUACAAAAAGGGAUGUUACGUUUGUGAUCAUCUUUACUUACAUUCGAUAUAUUAUUGUAGCAAAUACUAUUUUAUUAAGACUAUUCUAAAACAGGAAUUCCCCAAAUGCACAGGAAAAAAAGAGUGGCGGAGAAAUUACAGUUUGUAUAUAGGAAAGUUAUCUUAGAAAUGUUUUUAAACCUCCAGUUUCUGCAAAAUAAUUAAAAUAUACAGUAACUGGUCUCUUAAGAUCCUUAAUUUAAUGUAUUAAAUACUUACAAAAUUUUUUAUAUUGGUGCCUUUUUAAAAUGCAUUGAGAGAGUGUUGAUUAGCUAUUGUACCUCUACAACACUUUUACUAUGUAUUUUUAAAAAUCACUUAAAAUUGAGCACUAUAUAAUUUAUCUUCACGUUUUUAGGCCAACACUGUUAGAAGAAUUUUCAAUACAGAGACUUUCAAGCUCAUCUGUGCAAAGUCAAAGAAAAUUUUGAAACCAGAUUUUGUCUUUUUAGUUAAAUAGUAUUUCCGAAUGCCAUUACAAGGCUAUGCUGGUAAAAUAUAAGGUAGAUGGAAGUUUUAGCUGUGAAUUGCAUUAUGGUAUGUGUUUUGUUUUGUUUUGUUUAAGGAAAAAAAUAAGUUCUGAUAUCAUGCAAGGCAUUAUUAGUGGGAUUUUUGCUCAAUAAAACAGAGUAUUGUUUGGAAUUUCAUCUAAGGACUAGCAUUGUGGUAGUCUUAGAACCUCAGUCUUCUAAUCUGUUAAUGUUUAAUGAAAUAAUGUAAAGAAGCAGGUAAUUAAUUCUCCUUGAACAAAACAAAACUGAACAGUCAGAUCACACUGCUAUUCUCCAAAGCAUAAUCUCAAAUGGUUUCCUACCAUGGUUGUGUAUUACUUGCAAGGAAUGCAAGGAUAUGACAGCUUUUAAAAAAUAAUAAAAAUAGUAAUAAUAAGCUGCUUGUUGUACAAAGCAAAUGUCAUAUGACCAAGAAGCUGUGAUAUGCUAGUGUUUCUUUUCUCAUGGUGUAUUGCUAGGCCAAAUAAUGACACCUUAACUAUUUUUACAUUUUUUGCAGAAACCUAAAAUUUUGAAAUUUCCACAGGGUUUUCAUGUAACAUUCUAUUUCUGGCUUUUUAGUUUUUUCUUGCUGUACUAUAAGUUUGUGGAUAUUUUUCACAUGCCCUCUUAGAAAUAAGUUCUUAAUUCUGUUUAUGGGGUUCUUCUUCCGUAACAUUGCAUUUGUAUAUUUUCUGUAUAAAUGUGUUGUGAAAUAACCUUUAUCCCAUACAGAGAAUAGUAUGUGAAUGACUAGUUUUCUAUGAUGUCCUUUUUAUUGUGAAUAACAUAUAAAAUGUAGGGGCCCUCUGCUAAACCAUGGAAAGUAUGGCAUAUAAUUUCAUAUAGGUACAGACAAGCCAGUUUGCAGUCAAUUGGGCCUUCAAAUUACCUCAAGUGACACCCAGUAAGAAAAGCUUCUCUGAUGGGUGGAGGUCACUGAAUCCCCUUCUAUGCACUUAUCAGGAUUCUACUUAAUUUAAUUUACUGGAAAUGAAUUUAAAACAUUGAAUACACUGUAAUAAGGGAAGGAUUCUGGGUUUUGUUUUUGUUGUUUUAUUCUUUUGUGUUUAUUUUUUUUAAGUAGUUCCAUUUCUGAAACUGUGAUU
This is a messenger RNA of Myotis daubentonii (Daubenton's bat), 7418 nucleotides long. It is a transcript of the gene IKZF2, whose product is annotated as IKAROS family zinc finger 2. NCBI's taxonomy places the organism in Eukaryota, Metazoa, Chordata, Mammalia, Chiroptera, Vespertilionidae. Gene Ontology annotation, molecular function: DNA-binding transcription factor activity; RNA polymerase II cis-regulatory region sequence-specific DNA binding. Gene Ontology annotation, biological process: regulation of transcription by RNA polymerase II. The record is from RefSeq and is a predicted model, not a curated record.